AUGUCAACAUCCAAGCUAGCCCUCAAGGGAUCCUCCAAGAUCGUCAGCGACUACUUUGAAUUCGCAAUCAACAGCAUCCUCUUCCAACGGGGUAUAUAUCCAAUUGAAGACUUUAUCACCGUGCGCAAAUACGAUCUCCCCAUGCUUGUGAAUAACGACGAGGACGUUAAGAACUAUAUCCUGAACAUAAUGCAGCAGUUGAAGAAAUGGAUCUAUGGGCGCAAGAUCACGAAAUUGAUUGUGGUUAUCGUUUCAAAGAGCAGUGGAGAUAAUGUCGAGCGGUGGGAGUUUAGCAUUGAUGCUGUGCCCGAGGAAAACUUGCAUCUGGCGACAAACGGUGGAGACUUGCAAGAGGAAGAGCAGAACAAAAUUAGCAGUAACGGUAGCAAAAAGAGCAAAGAGGAAAUACAAAAGGAGAUUCGAGCCAUUAUACGUCAGAUUACUUCCUCGGUGAGCUAUUUGCCGGUGUUGAAAGAUGACGAUUACACAUUCAACGUGUUGGUGUAUACUGGUGUGGAGACAACUAUACCUAUACAGUGGUGCGAUACCCAUGGCGAUGGAAGGGUGUUGGAAGGCGAAAAUGUUGAUCAAAUUGAUUUUGCAAGUUUCAGUACCGAUAAGCACAAGGUCAACACCUCUGUAAGCUAUAAAUUUGAAUAA
Molecule: messenger RNA, 660 nt
Organism: Lodderomyces beijingensis
Lineage: Eukaryota; Fungi; Ascomycota; Pichiomycetes; Serinales; Debaryomycetaceae
Source: the annotation of a GenBank genome assembly